This is a messenger RNA of Paramecium octaurelia, 858 nucleotides long. NCBI's taxonomy places the organism in Eukaryota, Ciliophora, Oligohymenophorea, Peniculida, Parameciidae. The record is from the annotation of a GenBank genome assembly.
AUGGAACUUGCUAUUGUAUUAGGUUUAUUAGGUUUUGAGCCUGCUGGAAAAUCCAGAUUGAAUCAACUCCUACCCAGAGUAACUUGUGAGGGAUGCACUGCUUUUAGAGAUGCAGUUAUCAAAGGAAAUUAGUUAAUGUUGUAACUUUUUGCUUUGUUUUGUGAGAAAGGAAUGCAUGAGAAGUUUAAAUUUGUUCAUGUCAUUCUGACUGAUGGAGAGGAUAACAAAUCCUAAACAAGCUUAUCAGAAUUUCUUGAAUAUUAAAAACUUAUUCAAUAAAAACUUCCACCAAACAUCCUUUAAACAUUUUAUAUCGGUGUGAAUGUGGAGAACAACAACACUGUCAAACAAGAAAUGUCAGCAAUUUUAAAAUGUAGUGGAAAGUCUGCUUCGUAUUAUCCGAUAAGUAGUAAUUAAAUUAAUGACAUCUUUUAAAAAAUUUAAAUGCAGAUUGGCAUCAGAGUUUAAGAAUAAGGAGUUAUAAUCGAAAAUAACUAAGCUAGAUUUGCUUUAAGGUAAUAAACUUAUUAGCCAGUGGUGUCUAUGUAAGUUAACAAUUACAUUGUACUUUUCACUCUUGAUGUCUCUGGAUCUAUGAGUGAUCAUUGGUAUAAGGUUUGCUCUGCAGUUAGAAGCUUCCUUGAUACUCUUGGAUCGAAUGAUUUAGUACUAGGAAUUACCUUCAAUGACACUGUAUAAGUUUUAACUGCGACGUAAUAGUAAUAAGCAGCUAAAAAGACUUAAUAGACUUCCACUCCUCAAAGAACUUAAUAAAGAACCUAAAGUUCUCAGCCUUAACGUUAAAUAAAAGGAGUGGAAAGAACAGAAAAUGAGAGUAGCUGUUGCUAAAUAUUUUGA